Acanthosepion pharaonis is the source of this 849-nucleotide messenger RNA. NCBI's taxonomy places the organism in Eukaryota, Metazoa, Mollusca, Cephalopoda, Sepiida, Sepiidae. The record is from the annotation of a GenBank genome assembly.
AUGUGUUUAAUUUCUACGUUGGUGUUAUUUUUUCUCGCCCUGAGUGAUCGGCGUUAUUGUGUCAAUACAUGUUUAUUUUCCUCUUCUUUCUCUUCAUGUUGCCUUGAUUUACUUAACCUCCUUUUCUUUCUUUCUUUCUUUCUUUCUUUUAGACAGGUUUCUCUUCCUGUUCUUUCUUUAUCUUUGUUAUGUUGCCUCCAGUUACUCAACCUCCUUUUCUAUUUUACAUAUAUUUCUUACUUACUCACUUUCUUUCUUUCUUUCUUUCUUUCGUUUAAACAUGUUUCUUUUCUUUUUCUUUCUUCCUUUUUGAUUUGCCUUGAGUUACUCAACCUCCUUUUUUCUUUCUUUCUUUCUUUCUUUCUUUCUUUCUUUCUUUCUUUCUUUCUUUCUUUCAACACCAUUUUGUAUUCUUUCUUUUCCUUCCUUCAUAUUCUCACAUUGAUAAUAACUUACCAAUUUCUUUCUUUAUUUUUUCUUUCGUCUUUUUCUUAUUAUUUCUUCCCUUACAUUAUUACACAUUUUUCCUUUCAGAGACUUUUUUUUAUUCAUUUACUCUUUUCAUUUCGUUGUAUUUUGACUUUCACAGAUCUUUCUUUCUUUCUUUCUUUCUUUCUUUCUUUCUUUCUUUCCGUUCUUUCUUUCCGUUCUUUCUUUCCGUUCUUUUUGCUACACUUUCUAUCUUUCUACCGUUUCAGCCUUUCCUUCUUCAUCACUUUGUUCUUUCUUUCUUUCUUUCUUUCUUUCUUUCUUUCUUUCUUUCUUUCUGCAUCUCUUUCUUUGUUUUUGUCUUUCUUUUUGCCUUUCUUUCUUUGCUUUAUUUCCUUUUCUUCUUUUUUUCUUUUUUAA